AUGAUUGUGGCAGACAGGACAAGAAAUGUAGUUGCUGUUAGAUGGUGCACAGCUGCUGUUAUUGACGAAGUGGAGGUGGAGACUCAUGCCGUAGGACUGAACUUCAAGGACAUACUCACAGCAAUUGGCAUCAUUAAAUCGUCGACUCUAAGAUUUGGGUAUGAAGCAAGCGGCGUCGUUCGGCGGGUGGGCAAGAACGUGACGAAUCUAAGUGUUGGCGAUCGGAUUAUGUUGAUGAGCACGGCUACCUUCAGCACAUUCCUUGUUGUCCCGAGUAUCCUCUGCGUGAAGAUCCCGGAUCACUUAACCUUCGUGGACGCGGCGUCGUUGCCAGUCGCUUACGCGACAGCGAUUCACGCCCUCAGGGACGUUGGCCAUGUUGACAAGGGCCAGUCCGUGCUUAUUCACAGCGGCUCUGGUGGCAUUGGGAUGGCGGCCAUCCAAGUUGCUCGGCUCCUCGGUGCCGAGAUCUUCGUAACCGUGGGUAGUAUGGAGAAGGUGCAGUACCUCACCGAGCAACUAGCCGUUCCGCGCCACCGUAUAUUCAGCUCCCGCGACGGGUCGUUCGUGGACGGGAUCAUGAUCGAAACACAGGGGCGAGGCGUGGACGUGGCCCUGAAUUCGCUCUCGGGCAAGCUGCUCCACGACACUUGGCGUUGUGUUGCUGAAUUCGGGACCAUGGUCGAGAUCGGGAAGCGUGACCUGCUCGAAGCCGGAAAACUUGAUAUGGGCAUAUUCUUGCCAAACCGGGGCUAUUGCGCGGUAGACAUGGACCAUAUCCGCGAAAAGAGACCGUUGGUUAUCAACCGACUACUAAAUUCAAUCCAGCAGUUUACGAGUCAUGGACACAUCAAACCUGCGACUCCCUUGCAUGUCUUCGAAGCCAAUCGAACAGAGGAAGCAUUCCGCUUCAUGCAACCCGGUCACCAUAUUGGGAAGAUCGUGGUUGCGAUGCAUAGUGCCUCUGGAUACAGCCCUCCCGAUAUUACUAAGGGACAACGAGAAGUUGAAUUCGACGAGGAUGCGUCCUAUCUUCUUGUCGGGGGCCUAGGGGGGCUGGGGAGAAUGAUCGCGAUCUGGAUGGUGGAGCGCGGGGCCCGUCAUCUGCUCUUCCUGUCACCUAGUGCGACACUCAACAACCAUGCUGGCUUUGUUCGGGAGCUGGUUAGCAUGGGAUGUCAAGUACAUAUGUGUCAGGGAAACGUAGCGGAGCCGACAGACGUGAAAUGCGCCAUCAUGUCCACGCCAAAGCCACUGAAGGGGGUUGUGCAAAUGGCUAUGGUCCUUUGCGAUCGGGCUUUUCCGCAGAUGACCCUGAACGAAUGGAUCGCUGUAACCGAACCUAAGGUACAGGGGACGUGGAACCUCCACCGGCAACUCUUAUCGGCCGGGGCAGAUCUCGACUUCUUUGUCCUCUUCAGCUCUCUAUCGGGCAUUGUCGGUCAGCCCGGGCAGGCCAACUAUGCGGCUGCGAACGCGUUCCUGGAUGCUUUUGUUAGCUACCGUCGGAGCAUCGGGCUUCCUGCAUCAGCGUUGGACAUUGGCGCCGUCACGGAUGCAGGCUACCUCUCAGAGAACUAUGCAGCGAUGCAAAAGGUGAAGGCAACAGGGAUGUUUGGCCUGUGCGAACAGAGCGUACUCGAUGCGUUCGCGUUAGCCGUCACCAGCACUUCAGAUGAGGAGCAGAAGCCUGCUGGUGGAGGUGGUAUUCGCGGUGAUAAGAUCAUGAUUGGGUUGCGUUCGAUUAUGCCGCUGUCGAACCCCGGCAACAGGUGCCCAUGGAAGAAGGAUCGGCGGAUGGCUGUAUACCAUAACACCGCUGGUUCCAAGAGCGAGCAACCUGGGACAAAUAAUACUCUGGGAAUCUUCCUCGCUUCGGCCAAGAGUGAUCCUUCAAGCUUGUCCGGAGCUGAGGCAAGUAAAACUUUAGCCACCGAAAUCGGGCGGAAGUUAUUCACGCUACUUCUGAAGCCACUCGACCGACUCGAUCUGCAGCUACCGCUGUCAGAGCUCGGCAUGGACUCAUUGGUUGCUGUAGAGAUGCGUAUUUGGUGGAGGCAGUCAUUCAGGUUUGACAUCAGUGUUCUAGAAAUGCUGAGCAUGGGGUCAUUGGAAGUCCUGGGUAGGCACGCGGCCAACAAGGUGGCGCAGUCCUUGCGUGGCGGAUCGGAAUGA
This is a messenger RNA of Aspergillus tanneri, 2175 nucleotides long. Its product is annotated as type I polyketide synthase. Gene Ontology annotation, molecular function: fatty acid synthase activity; phosphopantetheine binding; zinc ion binding. Gene Ontology annotation, biological process: secondary metabolite biosynthetic process; fatty acid biosynthetic process. NCBI's taxonomy places the organism in Eukaryota, Fungi, Ascomycota, Eurotiomycetes, Eurotiales, Aspergillaceae. The record is from RefSeq and is a predicted model, not a curated record. The coding region runs from base 1 to 2175 and encodes 724 amino acids. The transcript is spliced from 4 exons.